CGGACCUUUGUCUCCGCGCUGCGAUCAAAACCAAAACCCAAGUCAAUGACGACCCUCUUCGUUUCAAGAGUACAGUACCUACUUACCAGGUACUUUCUCUUAUCCCGCUAAAGACCUACGGUACCUCAGCUAAGGCAAUAUCCGUCUCCUAGCUAUAUUAUACCGACCCACAGUUUCUGUCUAUCUGCCCAUCCUCUACCUCAAAAGAUGCCGAUGCAGAUACAUCCGCUACAAUCAUGCGCCUCGCCCACCUCCACAUCCCGCACUUGAUUCCAUACACCCAUUCGCUCCGGCUGCAGAACGCCCUAGUCGAACGACAAUUCGCAUAUAAAGAUUGGCUCCGGGGGACAGACAAGAAAGAAGACGACGGAACACACACGCAGACACAAUCACAACCACAAACACCAUUUGACGCGGCGCAGUUGAACCACGACGACCAUUCCAAUCCAAAUCCAACACCACCACCUCCCGACCCGACCCUCCUAACAUUCUCGACCUUCCCAACAUACACAGUCGGUCGGCGACACUUACUCACCAACCCGAUCUCCGGGGCUCAACAGGCCUUCCUGACCUCCCACGAACGCGCUACAUUCCACGCCUCCCCGCGCGGCGGUUUGUUAACGUACCAUGCCCCAGGCCAAUUGACAGCAUACAUUAUAGCAGACUUACGACGGCACGGAAUCACUGCGCGCUGUUGGGUGAGGUUGUUGGAAGAUAGUGUGAUUCGCACAUGUGCGGCCUGGGGAGUGGACACACAACGGACGGAUGACCCGGGGGUAUGGAUUAAAAAGAGACUCGACAACAGAGAAACGCCAACAUCUGAAUCAGAUCCCUCAAACGCUGACGCUGAUCGCAAAAUCUGCGCCAUUGGCGUCCAAGUCUCGCGCGGCAUCACAUCGCACGGCAUCGGACUCAAUGUCUUUGAUGCCCCAUUACCCAGCAAUCCGGUCUACGACUUCUCCCCGGACCAGACCAGAUCAAAAUCCUACGACCCCGUCACCCGCGGGUAUUUGUCCUGGGGAUUCAGUCGGAUAGUGGCGUGCGGUCUGGAGGGUAAGAGCGUGACUUGGUUGACGAGGGAACUGGGGGAACUGCCAAAAACAAGAGCCUGCAAAGAUCAAGACGGAACCACCCAUGUCUUAUCGCCGACUAACCAGCAGCCGCCAGAAAUCCCACUUGAAUCCGUGGCUUCCGUCUUCGCCCGCGAGCUUUGCCACGGCUUGAACGCCAUGCGCGGACAAGGCAAAGAGACCGUCGAUGAUAUCUACAAAAUUCAAGAGGUGGAUGUUCUUGGGCUCUGAAACGUCGUCGGAUUGACUGAUUCCCUACCUUCCCACACCUCCUUGCCGGAACUCAACUGGAGUGGCGCAAGCAAGCAAGCAACCAACCGAAUUCCUCGCUAUCAUUUACUCAUCAGACGCGAAACGAACGAGAUACCUGGGUCCUGCACCCUUCCGAAUGCCACUCAGACAUCCUCCCCUCGUCCUCGAAUGGAAUCCGAUCCAAUCCAAUCAUCAGCCGCGGACCACUCUGCGGUCUCUGACGCUGUUCAGAAAUGGAACCAAGGCAGGGGGAAUAUAUUCCGCGACUUUUGGGUCAAGUCAAAGCUUGCGAGAUUAAAAGUCCACAGCCGAGUCGAUCCCUGGUAACAAGGUGAGUUUGGGCCAUGACAACAAUCACCUACUGGUGCAGUACAGUAUAUACUCCAGGGAGAAAGAGAUCUCUGCAAGUGAAAUGCUUUGUCCACCUCUAUGCAUAUGCGUGGCCAUGUCUCUCAACGGCCGUGUCAGCUUGGGAACUGCUUGGUCUAAUCAAUGUCGGGCUGUACGACCAACUUCGAUUGCAAUGCAUCAACACCAAUAAAUAGAGCCAAAAUUGGGGUCGAUAUACGGAUGGUCACUUAUUACAUUCUCCCAUUGCACACGGUGGUAUAUCAGCAAUGCAGCGAGAGAGAUUAAUAUACUCAAUAGUCAUGAGUAAACUUUCAUUAAUUUGACAGUAAUUGUUCAUUCGUGACUCCAGGCUAUGAAUUGAAGAAACCCCUUUUGUC
Messenger RNA from Exophiala dermatitidis NIH/UT8656, 2050 nucleotides. Its product is annotated as lipoyl(octanoyl) transferase. The record is from RefSeq and is a predicted model, not a curated record. The transcript has a single exon. Gene Ontology annotation, biological process: protein lipoylation. NCBI's taxonomy places the organism in Eukaryota, Fungi, Ascomycota, Eurotiomycetes, Chaetothyriales, Herpotrichiellaceae. Gene Ontology annotation, cellular component: mitochondrion. Gene Ontology annotation, molecular function: lipoyl(octanoyl) transferase activity. The coding region runs from base 237 to 1301 and encodes 354 amino acids.